Molecule: messenger RNA, 1605 nt
Organism: Harpegnathos saltator (Jerdon's jumping ant)
Lineage: Eukaryota; Metazoa; Arthropoda; Insecta; Hymenoptera; Formicidae
Exons: 4
Coding region: 594-1163 (189 amino acids)
Source: RefSeq, a predicted model, not a curated record
CUUCCAACGACUCAGUUGCCUGCGGUCGUUCAAAUUGAUUGGAUGUUGAUCGGCGUAUAUCGAUGCUUCACCGUCCGUAGUGGAACGCGUUCGUCUCCCUCCCCGUGGCAGCUACAAUCGGCCGUCGCUUCGACGUUGCGCAGUAGCGGCGUUUCCGAUUUCCUGCGCGAUUCGACGCGACGAUUUCGCCGCCGCGCGCUCCAGCGGCCGCAUUCGGGCCGUGUCAAUCCGCCGCCGUCGCGAUGGAUGGCUGACACUGAGGAGGAUUUGCGCUGCAAGUCGGUCCCGCACACUUCCGGCUGCAAAGGCCGCUGCCGAUCAAUCAGCACCGACAGUGUCAUCGUCGGCGGCGCGCAUCGCCUGCGAGAGCAGCGGCGGAGUUGAAGAAGAGCAGCACCACGUUCGCCCCGACUUGCUUCGGCAAUCUUUUUGCCAGAGUGUGCCGCCGCGCUUAAUUAGCAUAAGGCGCAUGCGCAGUGGACAUCCGGGAAGUGACCCCGAAGACCCAGCAAUCGGUUCCGAACGAGUACCUUUCGACCUCGGUUUAUUUCUUCCUCGAAGCGAGCACGUGCGCUGAGCGAGAAGAGACGAAGAUGGAUCGAGUCUUCAUAGACGAGGAGACGGGCGAGGAUCUAAUCAACCCGCUGGUCGAUUGCGACAUUCACGACUGCUUGGCCAGCUCGACGACGACGGUGAACAACGCUGAGACCGGCGAGCCGGAAGUCAGCCUCGUCGAGCACUCGACGGCCAGAAGUCAUCUCAGGAGAGUACCUUUUCAGAUACCGAAAGAGGUGAAGGAGAGCCUAUCCCUGAAGAAGUCGUCGAGGAAAUGCCACCUGAUGGAACUGGAGCCGGUCCCGGCCGGUGCCUCCUUCGGUCAGAUUAACCCCAUCUGCCUGUUCUUGCCGGCCAUCAUCUACUUCCGCUGGUUCCUCGCUUUGUUGAUGAUCUUCGAGGUGGUUCUUCAUAUAUGGGCGCACCGUAAGAACAAGGCUCUGAAGAACGCCAGCGUGUACUUUCGCUCGCCGUUCCACGAUAUCUCCGCAGAAUUCUGCGCUCUCUGCCAAAGCGAGACCUGCAUGAAUCGCGUCGGCAAGAUACACCAGAUUCGGAUGCACAAGUUCUUGCGGCAGUGUAACUACAUGAAGAGGGUAGUGACGUGAACGGAUUCGUCGUCGUCGACUUUGUGGCAGCGAUCAUCGCAACCGGCCACCGCGAGCCACUAUGAAUUGUUAUAACUGUUCCACUUGUUUUUUAACACGGUGAUAAUUAUCGACAAAUAACUAAUCUAUAUUUUGUUAAGUUUUAUAUCUACUCGUUCUCUCUUUUUCUCCCAGGAGGUGAUCCCCUCCCCCCCUUCUCUUUCGAUGCAAAGUUUGUACUAGUUUAUACUAGGUAUUAAGAAAAAAAAAAAUCUAUGACGUCGUGGUAAAGUGAUUCGUAUUGUGUUCCUUUAUUCCUUCUUUUCGUUUUUAUUACAAUUUCGUAGGAAGGUUUACAGUAAAAUCCCCUUGGUCAAGAUUCCAGUUUGUUAUAAAAAAUAUAUUACUAUGUUAUCCCCCGAAUUGUACUUUAUUACACACAUAAAACACCUGUAACAACGUU